CUGUUGGUCACGCUUAAAUUCACUCUCUCGAAUUGCACAAUUUUAGUAACCGCACAAGUCAGAAGAGCAGUACUUGGUGUCUUAAGGUGUCUUCUUCUUCCAUGUGAUGUACUAAUCUCACUCUGGAGCAUACUCGUACAUUUGUUAUAUACAAGGUGAUCGUGAGAGUGCAGUUAAAAGAAUAAAACAUUUAAUAUUUAUAAUAUGUAUGCCUCAUUCUCAUACUUUCGUGUCUUCUCAUUGGAUUCGUGCUCAUUUUAAUACGUCAUUAUCGCUGUCACCAAAUACUGCACGUGCCCGGUUUCUAUGCAUGUUGAUCGAGCUUUUACAACUGUUGUGUAUUUUGCCGUGGAAAAUGCGAUUUAAACAGCCGAACCCUACCAGUCAGGAAAGCUCAAUGUUUGAAUUGGAAGCCGGCCAGUCCUUCCCUGAAUGACUCUGGGGUCUGUAGAACUGUGAGGUGCUUUGGUAGCUGGUUCCACAAUCGAGCUCCAGAGAUAAAGAAAGAGUGGCGGUAGGUGUCUGUUCUGCAGUAGGGAAUCCAGUAACGGACCACUGCACCAUCCAUGUCUUCGAGACCACGUCCUCUUGUAGAUGUGAUGGAUCGCCGGAGAGGAUCGGUGGCUGGAAUGUCGAGAAGACCAUAUGUGAUCCGAUACAUCAUCAGGAGUUUAGAGUGCUGGCGACGGAGUUCUAGGAUGUCCGCAGUUGCUGCAUCAGUUUUUGUUUUGAUAUUUAACCUAAUAUCAAGUGGCUUUGCUGAUAAACAAUUGAAUCAGUGUGACAAUUUAAAACUUAAAAUGAACAAGACUAUGCAUGGAGAUUUAACAGCAAUAAAAUGUUAUUUUUAUAAUGAGACUGGAAUGUUAAAUUUCUUUCAAAUAAGUGUCAGCAACAAACCGACUCCUAUUGGUUCAGUUAUCAAAAAUAAGCCUUAUCUUGAGCAGAACAAUGUCUUUUAUGAACUAAUUCUUCUUAAUGAGUCUGUGGGGUUAGGAGCAAUAUUGGCAUCACCGUACAGACAUUUAAAAGGAGAGUUUAUGUGUGAAUUGAAAGUUGGUGACUGCGUGAAGACAGAGUAUGUUGUUAUUAAAGACCUGGCUGAUGGUGACCGUGGUUGCACAGAUCCUGAGAUCCAAUGUGAUACUGAUGGUGCAGUUUGCUCUUCUAACAUGUGUGUUUGUCCAGACUGCAAGAAAGGCCCUGACAAUCAAGAAAGUGGCGAUCCAUGGCAAGGCUUUGGGAUAGGCAUUGUGGUCAUCCUUGUGGUCAUAGUGGCCGUAGGAUUGUUCAACAUCUGCAAAAUGAAGAAGCAGAUAAAGGCACUUGAGAAGGCAGCAAAAGACCAUGCAAGGAUUGUGACUUCAACGAAUCUGACUCAAGGGCCUAGGGCGGCUAUCCAAGAGUCAAGCUCUGGUCUUGGGACAAUGACUACCUUGCAGAACACAAAGAAAGAUGAUGUUGUUCUAGAGCUUGAUGCAAGUAAAGAGACUGACAUGGCAGAUGAGUCAUUUUGCCUCAUGGCAUCAAACACAGAUGCUGUGUCAUUAAAAACAGGGGGGGAACCAGAUUUGGCUGUGUGACGUGAAGGAGUAUAUGAGGAGCAGGAAGAUCUGGAGCUGUAGACAAAACCGAGCCAUAUCACAUACAUAAGGAAAUUAAGCAACACUUUGACUCAAGGCAACUUUCACCAUUUUGUACAAUUGUGUUUGCUUCUUGUAUUGAUACCUUUGUCUCAGCUUUAAAUGUAUUUUUUUAUGCUCAAUACCUCAUUUAAAUUGUGUGUGUUCAUCUCAUCAGUUUUCUUGGGUAGAGUUUGGGUAUUAUGCAAUGAAAUGUGACUUGGUACAUAAUUAUUGUUGUCAAUUUUGUUUGUCAUGUUAUGAUUAUGUGCUUGGAAAAUCAUGAUAACAAUUGCGUUUGUAUAACAUUACAUGUAUUGUUGUCAAAUUUGUGUUUCAUGUACAUGAUUAUUGUCAUUUUCUUGUAUCAUACUUUUACCAUACUUUGUAUGUAAUUUUAGUAAGAAAUAUGCAUAACAUAAUGAUAUGUAUUAGUCUAGUGUUGUGUGUGCCUUAAAGAAAUGUCUUCCAACUGUGCCAGCAUAACAAAGUUAUCAUACUUAAAAAGAAAUGAACGCGCUUUAUUUGCACAAUUCAGAACCGGAAUUCUGCCACUUAGGGUUGAGACCGGAAGGUAUGUGGGCGAAGCCCCCGAGCAAAGACGGUGUAGGUUGUAUCAUAGUGGACUGGUCGAAGAUGAAACUUAUUUUCUUGUUGAAUGUGCUCUUUAUGAAAACACAAGAUCAGUUAUAUUUGGGAAUAUUUUGACCUAUGAAGAAUAUACUACAUGUCAAUCAAAUAAAGAUAAAUUAAUUGUGUUGGUUAAAGUGUGCGAAAUUUGUUGUUAAUGCAUUUUAUAUCAGAAGCAGUAUGUUAUAUUUGUAAAAAUAUCUGUUGUAUGCAGUUGUGUCAUUUUAAACUUUAAAUUAAUAUAAUAUUGUAAAUGAACUUUUAAGUAUCAUCUACGUAUUACAUAUUUUUCAGAAAUAUGCCUUCUUAAUUGGAUAAUUUUAGUACUACUGAAAUUAUUCUUAUAUUGAUCUAACUUGGAUAAACCUGAAUUCAUUAUUUCUAAUUUAUUCAUUGAACUCAGCAUGUUGCUCAAAUAUUUUAUUGUCCAUUUGUAUAAUAAUGAUCACGUUAUAUGUUACACUACCGUUAAGGUGACUUUAAGGCCUUUUAGGCCGGGUGUUCUUUUAUGCAUUGUAUAUAUGUCUGUCAACACCUUGUACGUAAACACAUGUAACUAUAAUAAAAGAUUAUCUUAUCUUA
Molecule: messenger RNA, 2834 nt
Organism: Dreissena polymorpha
Lineage: Eukaryota; Metazoa; Mollusca; Bivalvia; Myida; Dreissenidae
Exons: 11
Coding region: 567-1583 (338 amino acids)
Source: RefSeq, a predicted model, not a curated record